AUGGUUCCGCCGAACCCGACGAACCAGCCCAGUGUUGAGGUGGACGUCGAACCACAUUACGAAUGGAGCGACGGCUUGCUUAAUUGUUGUUCGGAUUGUGGUGUAUGUUGUAUGGGAACGUGGUGCUGCGGGUGUCGGUCAGCUCUUUUUGCCUCAAACGUCCGAGCUGUAGGAACGGAAUCAUAUGAUGAUGCCUUCAUAAAGUUUUACUGUAUGGCCAGUUUUGUCCCAGGCUGGCUAAUUCCAAUUGCUGACUUAAGCACGAUUUCGGCCUUAAUCGUUUCGCCUGUUAUUACUCUUGCUCACUGGGGUGUGAGCUACUACGGGAUGACCAGACGACAACAACUCAGGAAGAAGUAUGGAAUCGUUGGCAAACCUUACUGCUGUUGUUCUUGCUUGUCGUUCUUUUGCGAUGGGGACGAGCUGAAGUUGGACGACUUUUGUAUUUACCAUUGGUGCUUUCCCUUAGCACUAUGCCAAGAGCAACGACACUUGAAACGACACGGUGUUAAUAUGCUUGGAGCGCCAUCAUUGAACAACAAGUUGAGACGCAAUUACAGCAGACGCUACACCCCUGUGAGCGAGGGUCAUGAGCUUGCUGAAGGAGUAAGGGAUGAAACGCAAAUGCCGGCAUUACAGUCUGCCCCAAAAAUGACACGCUCUGUGGAUCUUAUUUGAGACACUAGUAUCCACGAAACAAGCAUCGAUUUGAUUUAUAUAUAUUGAACAUAAGAAACCGUUGACCAUACGCUUCGUAGUUGUAGUAGUUUUUGUAGCUACGGAAGAUAGUCAAAACUGUUUUGGUUUU
Molecule: messenger RNA, 808 nt
Organism: Micromonas pusilla CCMP1545
Lineage: Eukaryota; Viridiplantae; Chlorophyta; Mamiellophyceae; Mamiellales; Mamiellaceae
Exons: 1
Coding region: 1-678 (225 amino acids)
Source: RefSeq, a predicted model, not a curated record